Messenger RNA from Lasiodiplodia theobromae, 903 nucleotides. RefSeq names its product RTA-like protein. Gene Ontology annotation, cellular component: membrane. The record is from RefSeq and is a predicted model, not a curated record. The transcript is spliced from 3 exons. NCBI's taxonomy places the organism in Eukaryota, Fungi, Ascomycota, Dothideomycetes, Botryosphaeriales, Botryosphaeriaceae. Bases 1 to 903 code for a protein of 300 amino acids.
AUGUCGGACGGCUCAAAAGACAGCUUUGUGCUCUAUCACUACAACCCUUCGACAGCCUUGGCUAUCGUCUUCAUCGCUCUAUUCGCCAACACGACAAUGUUCCACCUCUGGCAGCUUCUGCGACGACGGACUUGGUACUUCAUCCCAUUCGUCAUCGGUGGCAUCUUCGAAACGGUCGGAUAUCUCGGUCGCUUCAUCUCCAGCCGGCAGACGCCCGACUGGAAGACGUGGCCGUACGUCAUGCAAAGCCUGACUCUUCUCCUGGCGCCUGCCUUCUUCGCCGCUUCCAUCUACAUGGUCCUCGGUCGCAUCAUCCGCCUGACGGACGGAUCGGCGCACUCGCCCAUCCGGGUAAAUUGGCUGACCAAGAUCUUUGUGCUGGGCGACGUGAUUUCCUUUCUUGGACAAAGUGCUGGCGGCGGCAUGCUUGCAAAGGCAGACACACACAAUGACGUCAAGUGGGGCGAAAGGAUCAUCAUCGGCGGUCUCUGCGUGCAGUUGCUUUUCUUCGGGCUCUUCAUGAUCGUCGCCGCCAUUUUUCACAUCCGCAUCUCACGCGUGCCAACGGCCAGGGUGGGCGAGCUGACAGUGCCGUGGCGGCGGUUCCUGGUCGUUCUGUACGUGGCCAGCGUUUUGAUCAUGGUCCGGUCGGUGUUUCGAGUCGUCGAGUACAUCCAGGGCUCGGACGGGUACUUGAUGAGCAAGGAGAUGUUUAUCUACAUCUUCGACGCCUCGCUGAUGUUUCUCACCAUGAUCAUCUUCAACAUCUGGCAUCCGUCUCGCAUCAUCAACAGCCACACUGCAGCGGGAGCCUCUUCCGACGAGGAAUCCGAGCGCAGCGGUCACCAGGUGCUUCAGCAAUGGAAGCCAGCGCAUGCUUCACGACAGACUGGUACAGCUUAA